UCUCCCCGGCACCUUUGGACACUGAAUUUUCUCUCUCUCUCAAAAAGCUUCCACCUACCGGGAGUCCUUCAUUCUCCUACUCCUUUCUCCACCCCCCCCCCUUUUUCCUUCCUUUCCAAUCCAGCGCUGCAACGGUCGUGACUCGAUAUCUUCUCGACCGACAACCACCUCAUUGCCACCCAACUUGUACCUAUACAACUAAGAUGUCUUCUGUCGGCAAAAAGAGAAGAAUAAUUGUUUUAGACAGAAACGGAAACCGGAGGGAGACAGAGUCAGACGAAGACCGCGUUCCUCAUAAGAAAGUUAAGAAUGAUACUCUGGAGCAGCGCCGUGCGCGGUCGUCGCAGCACACGAAGAGUAGCUUCGAGGAGGAUCUGGGGAGACUCACUCAAGAAGUCAAUGAACUUAAAACAGGUAUGGUUGGGAAUUAGGUUUUUGUUUGCUACCGAUUGGUUUGUCUAAUUUGUGUGUAGGGGGACAAGAGCAAGACCAGCACUGGCCCCGACCCAAUCUACCAGAAAGUUGGAAUCCCGGUGAUGAAGAUUUGAUCUUUCAGCAGAUUGAGUGUGAUGAGGGAACAUUUAACGGGAAAACUACAAUUCAGCUGUUUGGUGUGACGGAGGUAAGCUGGACUCAAUUGGGUUAUUGCUUGCGGGCACAUCGGAAAAUAAAAUUGGAUUCUAAUAACGGCUUAUGAUCACAGACUGGCCAUUCGGUUCUCCUUCAUAUCACGGAUUUCCACCACUACCUUUACGUCGCGGCCCCGAUCGGAUUUACUCAGCAGCAUCUCCAGGGUUUCAGAGGAUUUCUUGAGGCCAAGCUCCAGAAUGGCUUGGAACCUGCAAUUGCUGGCGUCCAGAUUCUCUUGCGUCAGAAUCUCUAUGGGUUCAAUGGAAAUCAGCUGUCCCCGUACAUUAAGAUUGAUGUUACCGACCCAAAGCUCAUUCCUCGUCUACGGAGUUUGAUUGAGCAUGGAGAUGCAAAUUAUCAAAAGAUGUGGCCUGCCGAGGAUGGGGGCCUAAAGACAUUUGACGCAAUUCAGUAUGUGAUGAGGUUCAUGGUCGACACAGAGAUAUCCGGAAUGAGUUGGGUGGAGGUUCCUGCUGGAGAAUACCACUUGGUUGGUCGGAGGGAGAAACAGUCGAACUGCCAGAUUGAGGCGACGGUUAACUUCAAGAAGUUAAUUGCCCAUCCCUCGGAGGGAGAAUACCAGAAGAUGGCUCCAUUGCGGAUUCUGUCCUUCGACAUCGAGUGUGCUGGGAGGAAGGGAAUUUUUCCCGAUGCAGAGGUGGAUCCUGUCAUUCAAAUUGCUAAUAUGAUUACGAGAUACGGCGAGAGCAAACCAUUUAUCAGAAAUGUCUUCACUCUAGGGACAUGUGCGUCUAUCGUGAAUACACAAGUCCUAUCAUACAAAAAUGAGGGUGAAAUGUUGCUCAGUUGGAGUGAUUUCUUACAUCGGGCGGACCCGGAUGUCAUCAUUGGUUACAAUAUUGCCAAUUUUGAUUUCCCUUAUCUGCUUGAGCGCGCGAAGAACCUUAAACUUGUCCGGUUCCCCUAUUGGACACGACUCGGGCACGUGAAAUCGGAAGCAAAGGAUUCCAACUUUUCCAGCAAACAGAUGGGGAACCGCGAUACGAAAGCAACCAACACCGAUGGCCGUCUCCAACUCGACUUGUUGCAGUUGGUCCAGCGUGAUUACCAGCUUCGUUCGUAUACUUUGAAUUCUGUUAGUGCCCACUUCCUGGGCGAGCAGAAGGAAGACGUGCACCACAGUAUGAUCACUGAACUACACAAUGGUACUGAGGACUCAAGACGUCGUCUCGCUGUGUAUUGUCUUAAGGAUGCUUAUCUUCCGCAGAGAUUGAUGGAUAAGCUCAUGUGUUUGGUCAACUAUACAGAGAUGGCUCGUGUCACGGGUGUUCCAUUUAAUUACCUGCUGUCUCGCGGACAGCAGAUUAAAUUCAUUUCACAGCUAUACAGGAAGGCUAAGGAGCAAAAAUUAGUGGUACCAAACCUCCUACCCCAUGGGGGUGAUGAGCAGUACGAAGGAGCAACAGUUAUUGAGCCAGAGAAGGGAUAUUACGAUGUACCGAUUGCGACUCUCGAUUUCGCAAGCUUGUAUCCUAGUAUCAUGCAAGCGCAUAACCUUUGCUAUACGACUCUUGUUAAGAAGGGUACUUGUGACCGACUCGGCCUUCAAAAGGACAUUGAUUACGAAAUAACACCAAAUGGCGAUCGUUUCGUUAAGGCUCAUAGACGCAAGGGGAUGGUGCCAUUGAUUUUGGAGGCCUUGCUUGGAGCAAGGAAGAAGGCAAAAGCGGAUCUCAAGAAAGCGACCGAUCCUUUCGAGAAGGCCGUUUUGAACGGUAGACAAUUGGCCUUAAAGAUCUCGGCCAACUCUGUUUAUGGCAUCACUGGUGCGACGGUGGGGAAGCUGCCAUGUUUACAGAUUGCAUCAAGCGUUACGGGUUACGGUCGUCAAAUGAUUAUGCGAACAAAGGAGGAGGUUGAAAAAAGAUACACCAUUGCUAAUGGAUAUACCCAUGAUGCCAAGGUCAUAUACGGAGACACGGAUUCCGUAAUGGUGAAGUUUGGGCCCAAAGAUCUUCCUACUGCCAUGGAGCUCGGAACAGAAGCCGCGGAAUUCGUCUCACAGAAAUUCAUUACUCCUAUCAAGCUGGAAUUUGAAAAGGUGUACUUUCCGUAUCUGCUUAUCAAUAAAAAGCGGUAUGCCGGCCUUUACUGGACGAAUACCGAGAAGCACGACAAGAUGGACAGUAAGGGAAUUGAAACAGUUAGACGAGACAAUUGCAGACUGGUUCAAGUUUGUAUCGAGACGGUCCUGAGAAAGCUUUUGAUUGAUCAAGACAUCGAAGGGGCCCAGACGUGUGCAUUCCUGUCCUUGACUGAUGGAACUAGGUUUGGUAUGCUAAUUAGCAGUUUGUAGAUAUGUCAAGAAUUUGAUUUCGGAUCUUCUCCAAAACCGCGUUGAUAUGAGUCAGUUGGUAAUCACAAAGGCUCUUUCAAAGAGCGAUUAUACUGCCAAGCAAGCGCAUGUGGAGCUCGCCGAGAGAAUGAGGAAACGUGAUGCUGGUAUGUGGUUCCUUGAAUUUUAGGGUGGUGUGUUUUAACGGAGGUAAUUGCGUGUGACAGGUUCUGCGCCAACCCUUGGAGAUCGUGUCGCCUAUGUCAUUGUGAAGGGCGCAGGUGGUGCAAAGAAUUACGAAAAAUCCGAGGAUCCAAUUUUCGUGCUCGAGAACUCUGUUCCCAUUGAUACCAAAUACUAUCUUGAGAAUCAGCUUUCGAAGCCCCUGGGCAGAAUUUUCGAGCCCAUCAUUGGUGAUAGGAAGGUCCAGCAGCUGUGUGCGUACCCCGUUCUAAUAUUCCAUACUACUAAGUUUAGUGAGUUCUAAUAUUUUAUACAUAGUGACCGGUGAUCAUACGCGCACCAUCUCAGUUUCAGCACCCGCAGUCGGCGGACUCAUGAAGUUUGCUAAAAAGACGGAAACAUGCAUGGGAUGCAAGAUCCCGCUCACAAAGAAGGAAGAGUCUGGUGCUGCUGUUUGCUCAGAUUGUGAAUCUCGAUUUGGCGAACUGUAUCAGAAGACUGUAACUAGAGUUUCUGAUUUAGAGGUCAAGUUCAGCAGACUCUGGACGCAGUGUCAGAGGUGCCAGGGGAGUAUCCAUUGCGAGGUCAUUUGCAGUUCUCGGGAUUGCCCGAUCUUUUAUAUGAGAAUGAAGGCGAAGAAGGAUGUUGUUGAUGCUGGAAAGGACCUGAAGAGGUUUGAUGUCGACAUUAGUUGGUAGUGGGGGAAUUUGUUUGACUUGUGGAAUAUUCAUAUAUUAUGCUUUCUUUUCUUAUCUUUUUUUUUCCAUGCCUCAUUUCCUUGCUCUAUCAUACCUGCUCUGCCUCUUGGCUUUACUUUUCUCUUUUUCUUUUCGUGCGUCAUUUCAGUGCUCUAUCUGCCCUACCUCUUGGGUUUAACUUCCCAUAGUUUUCUCUCGCUUUUUUUUUGCCUCAUUAUUGCACUGCAUACGUAUGGGUGGGGGGGUUAAGGUAUUCAGGGAGAUGGUUCACUUAGAAUGACAAUAUUCAUUAAUGCACCUGACAUGACUAAC
Messenger RNA from Tuber aestivum (summer truffle), 4119 nucleotides. The record is from the annotation of a GenBank genome assembly. NCBI's taxonomy places the organism in Eukaryota, Fungi, Ascomycota, Pezizomycetes, Pezizales, Tuberaceae.